Molecule: messenger RNA, 2216 nt
Organism: Jatropha curcas
Lineage: Eukaryota; Viridiplantae; Streptophyta; Magnoliopsida; Malpighiales; Euphorbiaceae
Source: RefSeq, a predicted model, not a curated record
UGAAGGGCUGUCCAAAUCAAUGUUUGUUCUUUUUGACUGAAAUAAAAUCUCUCAGUUCUCUGCACGUCGAUUUUUCUAUUCUCAUUUCACUCUCAAUUCUCCACUAAUUAAGGAAAGAUCUCCAGAUUCAGACUCCAGAAUAAAACCCUCAAUGCCCAUUAAUCUCCAAAGCAUUUCUCACUCGAUCCCACAAACAUUUUCUCGAAAACCCAGAAAAAAGCCGAUCAAAAUCACCAUGUUUUCAAGAAAUCCAACUUCAAAGUUCAUUUUUUUAUCUCUCACUGUCCUCCUCUUACUCACAUCCAAAAUCUCUGUCUCUGCCUCUGACGAAUCAGAAAUUGACACUGAAAAUGAUGAUGAAUUGAAAGAAUUAAUAGCAAUAGAUGAGCAAGGAGAAGAAGAAGAUCAACAACAACAACAGGUACAGCAAAAGGAGGCUGAGGUAUUGUCAAAGGCACAGCGAAUAGUUGUUGAGUUAAACAGUGAUAACGCAAAAAUGGUUAUAAAUGAUAAUGAGUUUGUUAUGAUUCUUGGGUAUGCACCUUGGUGUCCAAGGAGUGCUGAGCUUAUGCCUCAAUUUGCUGAGGCUGCUAAUAAGCUUAAGGAGUUAGGAAGUACUCUAUUGAUGUCUAAACUUGAUGCUGAAAGGUACCCUAAAGCUGCUUCAAUGCUUGGUAUUAAAGGGUUCCCUACUCUGCUUCUUUUUGUCAAUGGAAGCUCUCAGGCCUACACUGGUGGAUUUUCUGCAGAGGAUUUAGUGAUAUGGACUAGGAAAAAGACUGGAGUUCCUAUUAUGAGAAUAAGCUCGGUUACUGAGGCAGAAGGGUUUCUUAAGAAGUACCAUACGUUUGUUCUUUGUCUUUUGGAGAAAUUUGAGGGACAUGAUUAUGAAGAAUUUGUAAAAGCAGCAACCAUUGACAAUGAGCUCCAGUUUGUUGAAGUGAGUGAUCCUCUGGUUGCUAAAGUUCUCUUUCCAGAUAUCAAAUCUAGCAAUUUCUUUGGAAUUGUUAAAAGCGAGCCUGAAAAGUAUACAGCAUAUGAAGGGACCUUUGAGAUGGAAAAAUUGCUGCAGUUUGUGGAGCAUAACAAGUUUCCAUUGGUUACCAGGCUAACUGAACUAAAUUCAGUCAGAGUUUAUUCCAGUCCUAUCAAACUUCAGGCUAUGAUCUUUGCAGAGGCUGAUAAUUUCAGAAAUCUUAUUGGACCUCUCCAAGAGGUUGCUAGGAAGUUCAAAUCAGAGAUAAUGUUCAUAUAUAUAGAUGUUGCAGAUGAAAACCUGGCAAAGCCCUUCUUAACCUUGUUUGGGCUUGAAGAUGUGAAAAAUACUGUGGUGACUGCUUUUGAUAACAGAAUCAACUCAAGGUAUUUGUUAGAGUCAGAUCCAACACCAAGCAACAUAGAAGAAUUCUGCUCAGCGCUUCUCCAUGGAAGUCAGUCACCUUACUUUAAAUCACAACCAAUACCUGAUAAUAAUGCGACAGGUGUCCAGAUCAUUGUAGGGAAGACUUUUGAUGACUUGGUGUUAAGCAGUCCCAAAAAUGUUCUUCUGGAGGUAUAUACACCAUGGUGCAUCAAUUGUGAGACUACAAGUAAGCAGGUCGAGAAAUUGGCAAAGCAUUUCAAAGGUUUGGAGAAUUUAGUGAUUGGGAAGAUAGAUGCUUCUGCAAAUGAACAUCCAAAACUGCAGGUGGAUGACUACCCAACACUUCUGUUUUACCCAGAGGGAAUUAACGCAGACUUAGCAGCAGUCAUCAACAAACAUUUAAGAGCCAAAAAGCAAGCCUCCAAAGAUGAAUUAUAGGAUACAAUGAUUAAAAAUACUAAGAAUUUAGCUACAUAAAGAAGAGAGACGAAGAAGCUGGACGAGUUUCUCCAUGAAAUCCUGGAAGAAAUGUUACAGUCUGUCAAGGAAUUAAAUUUGUUUGCAUUUGUUCAGACAGUGUUUCAAAGUCACAUCAUGAAAGCAAACCUGGUAGAUCUACAGUCUAAAAGACUAUUCUUUUAGGUCCCUGUAUUUUUUUUAUAUAUUUAUAUAAUACUAAUCAUACUACGGACUGUCAUGAAAAAAGAGAAAAAAAAAAAAAGGAGAUGGGCUAUGUUUUUAUGCCUUAGUGGCUUUUAUCAUUGGCCAAUUCUACUAUCUUGGAUAACACAUCGACAACAUUGGCUGCUAUAAUUUUUGCCUUUCAUGGAAGGAAUUUGUCAUCUAGUUAACA